This is a messenger RNA of Phycomyces blakesleeanus NRRL 1555(-), 186 nucleotides long. RefSeq lists its product as hypothetical. Lineage: Eukaryota; Fungi; Mucoromycota; Mucoromycetes; Mucorales; Phycomycetaceae. Bases 1 to 186 code for a protein of 61 amino acids. The transcript is spliced from 2 exons. The record is from RefSeq and is a predicted model, not a curated record.
AUGGCAAUAGAAGGAAAAUCGAGCUUCAGGGAAGACCUAAAGGAGAAAGGAGUUGAAGCCCGUGUUCUCGGAUCGGAGGAGAGUUGCCAUCCAUUGAGAGACCAAACCACGGGGCUGAUAUGGGGCGUGGAUGAGAGGCUGGAGCCAACGAACUUGAAGGGCACAUUACCGUGUAACAGGGUCUAG